CCCUUCCAUGCAGGAGGGCUGGAGUCCAACUCCAUCUCAAACACAGUGGCCGGCCUAUAUAAACCCCCCACUCCUGGAGUUUAGCGUCAUUCACCGGAGCACCACCUCCAAGACGUCGGCCAUGAAAGUUGUAGCUCUUGCACUGACCCUUCUCUUGGCCUUGGGCUCCUAUGCCCGUAGCCUGCAGGCCGAUGCUCCCUCUCAGCUGGAGCACUACAAGGCAGCUGCUAUGGUCUAUCUGGACCAGGUGAAAGACCAUGCCUCCAAAGCCCUGGAGCACCUGGGAGGAAGUGAAUACGACCAGUACAAGCAGAAGCUGACCGAAAGCCUGGACACACUCCAGCAGUAUGCUCAGCUUGCCUCCCACACCCUGAGCCCAUACACCACCCAUCUGAUUGAAGGCACCAAGCAGGUGCGUGAGCACAUUGUAUCUGAGCUAGAAGACCUGCGUUUUCAGGUGGAGCCUCACCGCUUUGAGCUGCAGCAGGCCAUUGAAAAGCACAUAGAGGAGUACCGUGAGAAGCUUGGCCCCAUCCUCCAGGAGUACCUCACCAGCAACCAGGAGGACCUGGAGGCCCUGCAUCUCAAGCUGCAGCCUGUCUUUGAGGAUCUGAGGCAGAAGGUGGAGACCAAAUUAGAGGAGACCAAGUCCAAGCUGGUGCCCAUUGUGGAGGCUGUUCGCGCCAAGCUGACCAAGCAGCUGCUUGACAUCAGGAAUAUGGCCACUCCCUAUGCUGAUGAGUACAAGGAGCAUGUGCUGAAGGCUGUGGAAGAUGUGAAGGAGAAGCUGGCCCCCCACACCACUGAGCUGCAGGGACAUCUGGAGCCUUACCUGGAGACCGUCAAGGCCAGGCUCACAUCCAUCUAUGACUCCGUGGUCCAAGCUAUGAGUGCCUAAACCACUUUGUCCCAGACUAGUGUUCUUAGUCACAUACACACAAAGUCAACACUUUAACAUGUUCACAUGCUUGGGAUUAACAUGUGUGUCGGUUACAACAUUCACCUAUGAUGACCUAUCCACCUAUGAUGUGAUGAUGCAAAAUAAAU
This is a messenger RNA of Pygocentrus nattereri (red-bellied piranha), 1047 nucleotides long. RefSeq names its product apolipoprotein A-I-like. Gene Ontology annotation, molecular function: lipid binding. The record is from RefSeq and is a predicted model, not a curated record. NCBI's taxonomy places the organism in Eukaryota, Metazoa, Chordata, Actinopteri, Characiformes, Serrasalmidae. The transcript has 4 exons. Bases 8 to 898 code for a protein of 296 amino acids. Gene Ontology annotation, biological process: lipoprotein metabolic process; lipid transport. Gene Ontology annotation, cellular component: extracellular region.